This is a messenger RNA of Camellia sinensis, 858 nucleotides long. The record is from RefSeq and is a predicted model, not a curated record. Lineage: Eukaryota; Viridiplantae; Streptophyta; Magnoliopsida; Ericales; Theaceae.
AUGGAUUGGGUAUUAAAGGGAUUGAACACUCUAAACCUACAGUUUAGUGACCUCUACCCACAGGAAGGUUUAGAUUUGUUACUGAAUUUGACAUUGGUUGAUUCAGACUAUAGCUAUUGUUUCAAAGCAUUAAUAAUGUUCUUGGUAAUUGCAGAGAUUUCUACCUCUGUACUAUCUAAUGAGUCUUCUCGUAUUCCAUUCUUGAACGGUGAUAAUUUUUCAAACUGGAAGGACAAAAUCCUUCUAACAUUAGGGUGCAUGGACCUCGAUCUGGCACUCCGUGUGGAUGAACCUCCUGAACCCACGGACGAGAGUUCCGCUGCCGAAAAGAGUGCUUAUGAUAAGUGGGAGCGAUCCAAUCGCUUAAGCCUAAUGCUCAUAAAGUCACAUAUUAGCCAGAGCAUUAGGGGCUUAAUCCCACCAUCUGAUAAGGUCAAGAACUACAUGAGGGCUAUUGAAGAGCAAUUUGUUAGUUCUGACAAAGCAUUGGCAAGUACCUUAAUGAACAAACUAUCAGGAAUGAAGCAUAACAAUUCUAGGAGUGUGUGUAAGCACAUUAUGGAAAUGAGGGACAUUGCAGCUCGUCUUAAGUCCUUAGAGAUUGAGAUUUCUGAGUCAUUCCUUGUUAAUUUCAUACUCAAUUCUCUUCCUGUAGAAUAUGAAGCAUUCCAAAUUUCUUAUAACACACAGAAGGAAAAAUGGUCUAUCAAUGAACUUUUGACCAUGUGUGUUCAAGAGGAGGAGAGAUUGAAGCAUGGAAAAGUAGAAAGUGCUCAUUUAGCAACACAUAAAGGAGGACAAUGGAAAAAGGGAAAAGGUGAUCAGAAAUGGAAGAAGCUUGGUAAAGUGUCGUUUUGA